UUGGCUUGUAAGCUUUACAAGUUAGCUUGUACUCUUACAUACUCUUUAAUACAAUAUCUAUCUUAUAAAUAGUCUGAAGAAGAGAUGCAGUGGAUUUUGAGGUCAUCAACAGCAAGAUCCUUCGAAGGAAAGUGGUCUCCAAAAAUCAGACCACCCUACGAGUACGAUGACCCGGAAGACCUGGAAGAUGAUAUUCCCCUGGUUUUCCAUAUGCCUAGUUGGCAGCUCAGAGCCAGCCUUGCCUCUGUGUUGAUCACCCCUGUCCUCUACCAACUCUACCUCAUUAUGAUCACCAUCAGAUACAUACUCUUCUUACAAACCUUUUCUUCUCCCCCACGUCCUGCUUGCCCUGUGGUUGACUUGAGUUGGACUGGAGUGUUUCCUUGUGAGCUGGGAUGGAGGGGGAGUGCACUGGCCGUUCUCAUUCUGUCAGCUGUGCUUAUCACCUGCUACUCACUCAUUACUGCCUGCUUGGUGAGAUGGAACCCUCGGAAACGAUGGAACAUUCAGCAUUGCAUAACAUCAGAAAAACCGACCAAGUUCAAAGUGAGAGUUCAAAGCACUAAUCAUCGACCGAUGUUGCCCCCCACUCUCAGUCUGUGUAUACUGUUACUGAUAUUCCGCUUACUGUUACAGUCAGGAGAUGUUGAAGCAAACCCUGGACCAACGCUUGGUUCAAUUCUGAUGCUCAGUGAUUUGAAUUCUGUUUACAAGAACCUGAUAAUAGCCGCUGGAAACUGGGUGAACCUGGGACUUGAUCUGGGAUUAGGUCAUGGCACCCUCGAUGAUAUAAAAGAUGACUAUCACAGGAACAAGGAUUGUCUACGGGAAAUGUUAGCUGUUCGCUUGAAGACUGGCCCGCUCACUUAUUUUGAAAUAUGCCAGAGUCUCAGAGCACCAUCAGUUGAUCGGAAUGAUGUCGCUGAGGCUAUAGAGGAGGCAUGUACAGUUGACGAUACUUUACCUGGGCCAUCUAAAACAAAUAUGUCUACAACGAAUCCUGAACCAACCAGAUUUAAACAGCACUUUGAAGAAGCAAUGAAGGAUGGAUUUGUCACUUUGAAAACUGUUAAUGUUAUUCUAAUGGGACCUGCUGGUAGUGGAAAGACGAGUGUUAAAGAUCUUGUAUUGAAUAACGAAGUAAAGGAAGAACGAAAUAGCACAGGUCCUUUGGAUAGAACCAUCCAGGUCAGAUCCGUAUCAAGUCAUCAUGUUGUGUGCAAAGGCAAAGAAUGGAAGGAAAUAACACCACAAGAUAUGAAGCGUUUACUUUCUGAAGCUAUUUCUCAAUAUAAGUUAAAGGAUGAUCAUAAAAAGAGUAGCACAAGCGCUGCUGAAGACAUUCAUGAUCACUCACAAGCAGCGGUAAAUGCUGUUGUUGACGAUCUUGAGGAAAUAAGUUCAAUGGCAGAUUCAACAAGCAUACAUAAAAGUGGCGAAGAAUUGUUUGGUACCAUGACAAUACGUGUUACCGAUAGUGGAGGCCAACCACAGUUUCACGAUAUUGCACCUCUUUUCACACAAGGAACUUCAGCUGGUAUAUACGUAAUGAAGCUCACAGAUAAGUUUAACGAUUAUCCUUCUGAUGAGUGCUAUAUAGAAGGACAACAAGUCGGCACUCCUUCCCUCUCACACUUGUCACACAGGGAAACUAUUCUAAGUCUCAUUCAAUCUCUCCUGUCGGUGAACACACAUGAAAAGAAGCCACGAUGCAUCUUUGUGGGCACAUUCAAAGACGCAUUCAAGAAUGAUCCUCCUUCAAUUCUGUCUACCCUAAAAAAAAAAAAUCAAGAACUCCAUGCCUUGAUUCCUGAAUGCUUUAGAGUAUACAGGGACAGACGAAUGACCCAACUAAUAUUUGAAUUAAAUGCAAUAUCUCGAGAUGAAGACACUCAAACUAUUGCACAAGCUAUUCGAAAUGUGGUGGAAGGGUCUCCGUUUUUUGAAGACGAUGUUCCACUCCGGUGGUUUGCUCUGGAGCUUUCCUUGCAGGAGUACUGCACUCAAGUUGGGAGACGUAUUCUCACCAGAAGUGAGUGUGUAGAUGUGGCUAAAAAACUACAGUCACAUACCGAUGACAUAGAAUCUGCUCUUGAAUAUUUUGACAAAAUCUGCAUAGUCCAUUACUAUCCGCAGAAACUUCCUGGAAUUGUCUUUGUAGAUCCUCAGGUACCCCUAGAGAUAAUCAAUGAUCUCGUUCGAUAUGCGAUGUCUUUAAGAGAAGGUGGUGAAGAUACUUUACCAACUGCAACUCAAUUAUUUAAUUCUGAUCCUAUUAAGUUGAAGUUGCUCAGAGAUGGUGGCGUCCUAACACUUGAUAUACUGGAGUCUGAGGAUUUUAAAAAGCAUUUUUGGUAUCCUGAUCAUCAUGGUCGUAAUAUAUUUGCUCCUAAACAUAUGAUAGAGCUCAUGAAAGAACUUUUAGUGAUAUCUCCUCUCACAAAUUCUCUGUUAUGCGAAUCUACUCAAUUCUUUAUGCCUGCCCUCCUUAAGUCUAUACCACGAGCUGAGUUGAAAAACUGCUGCAUCAAUGAGCCCUCGGUCGAUCCACUUCUUGUUCGCUUCACCAAUGGCUGCAUUCGAGCUGGGGUCUUCUGCUGCUUGGUGGUGUUCUUAAUGAAAACGCGUGGGUGGGAAAGGUACAGUAAAUCGGGAGAACAAGUGCCUCAAGCAAGAAACUGCAUCAAGCUUCGAAAGAAAAAGUGUUUCGUUACUCUUGUCGAUUCAAUUGCACAAAUAGAAGUGUAUGUGAAUGCUAAAAAAAUAAUUUGUGAAAAUCUCUGUCCAAAAAUCAAAGAAGACAUUUUGGAAGGAAUUAGAGCUUCUCAAGAAGCCCUUCAUUAUUCGAUUAAUGCCCCAGAAAUCUGCUUUUUCUGUCCUUGUAUUUAUGGUGCCAUAAAAUGUCAUCAUGCUGAGGUUGAUGUUGAUUAUACCUGGAAUUGUUCCGAAAAGCCUGAUGAAUACGAUGGAAAGUUAGAAAAUAAACAUUUAAUUUGGUUCGAAAAGAAAAAUCCUGGGGGAGGUGAACAUUUCGAGAGUCAACAUUUAACUGUAGACAAUGUAGUGAGGGAAGUGGGUAUCAAGAAAGAAGUGCUUGAUCAGCAUUGCUCGUCUGAACUUUUGCAAGAAAUUGGUCGAGUUCUUCCAAACUGGCUGAAGUAUGCUCAGGCUCUGCUAUCUAAAGCACAAAUUCAAGGUAUUAAGACUGACGCUAACUUAGAUAAUGAAAUGAAAGGUCAGAAGGUGUUGGAGAUUUGGCACAACGAAUGUAACACAAGCUACCGCACGCUUGUUGAUAUUUGCCUCACAUUUAAGGAUGGCGAAACAGCAAGAAGAAUCUGUGAGAUAGUAAAAGAGUACAAUCUAAAGAGGAAGAGAGAGGACACUAAAGACGAUGAAGACAGUGAAUGUAGUGCUAGUAGAGCAAAAAAAACAUGCCAACCGUACUGAGUUUCUUACUGUAGCAGUAUAGCAAACAUUAUAUUUACCAGACGCACACUGUCAUGCAUACAUUAAUUGUUUUAGAACUUGUUAAGACUCUUGUUACAAAACAAAAAGUUGUAUAGUUACCGUAAAACCUCGAUUUAAGGCGAC
Molecule: messenger RNA, 3594 nt
Organism: Halichondria panicea
Lineage: Eukaryota; Metazoa; Porifera; Demospongiae; Suberitida; Halichondriidae
Exons: 7
Coding region: 85-3450 (1121 amino acids)
Source: RefSeq, a predicted model, not a curated record